Molecule: messenger RNA, 207 nt
Organism: Blumeria graminis f. sp. triticale
Lineage: Eukaryota; Fungi; Ascomycota; Leotiomycetes; Helotiales; Erysiphaceae
Source: the annotation of a GenBank genome assembly
AUGGUAUACCGCGAGAGUCUGUCCCUUGACUCGAUGCUGUCUCCUUUAGACAUGGAAGUGACCGCCGUAAAAGAAGCCCUCAAAGCUGCGCUUUCCCUACCAACAGCACGUUUCUCAGAAAAUAUUUGGAUACUCAUAGAUAACCUGGAGGUAACUCGCCUUUUAUCUCAGUCCCCAAUUUGCUCGUCACAAGGUGUUAGACACUGA